Prunus dulcis (almond) is the source of this 892-nucleotide messenger RNA. Its product is annotated as sm-like protein LSM3B. The coding region runs from base 492 to 785 and encodes 97 amino acids. The record is from RefSeq and is a predicted model, not a curated record. Gene Ontology annotation, molecular function: RNA binding. Lineage: Eukaryota; Viridiplantae; Streptophyta; Magnoliopsida; Rosales; Rosaceae. The transcript has 3 exons. Gene Ontology annotation, cellular component: Lsm1-7-Pat1 complex; P-body; U6 snRNP. Gene Ontology annotation, biological process: P-body assembly; mRNA splicing, via spliceosome.
UUUUUUUGUACAUAGAGAUAGAGCAACCCCGUACACGCUGCCUUUACUAUUCCUUGCUGAGAGAACAGCCCCAAUCCUCAGUUCCCUCUACACCAUUGCGACGCUCAACAGCUCCGAUCCAGCGACGACAUCCGCUUUAAGAUAUUUCUUCGACGUCAGCUGGAGCUGCUGGGGCUUUCCAAUUUUAUUUUGAGUUCAAGGCAACCACUUUUCUCUCUCUUCCUAUAGUUCGUGAUUCUUACAAGCUCAAAGUUAGAGUUAUGCAAUGAUUUGGAUUUUCAGAUUUUCUAAAUAGGGCUAAUUAAUUACAGUGUUGGUUUUGGUUUCUGGGGUUUUUUAUUUAGGCUGGAAGGGCUAAUUAAUUGUAAUAUUAUUUUGGGUUUUUGGGGUUUUCGAUUUUGAUUUUGGUUUGUGGGUUGUUGAUUAACCUGUGAGCGCGGCAAACAGGUACCCAUUGGAGAUAUUGAAUUGCUUUCUGAGCAAACUAAGAGAUGGCAAGUGAGGAAGAGAGUGCCGUGAAGGAGCCGUUGGAUCUGAUACGGCUCAGCCUCGACGAGCGCAUCUACGUCAAGCUCCGCUCCGACCGUGAGCUCCGCGGUAAACUCCAUGCUUAUGAUCAACACUUGAAUAUGAUUCUUGGUGAUGUUGAAGAAGUUGUUACUUCUGUAGAAAUUGAUGAUGAAACUUAUGAAGAGAUUGUCCGGACGAAAAAACGGACUGUUCCCUUUCUCUUUGUCAGAGGAGACGGGGUCAUCCUUGUUUCACCUCCCCUAAGAACAGCUUGAUUUAGUUACUUCUAUUGGGAAAUCAGUUGUUGGACAUUUAACAAAUCUCGCUCUCUGUUAUUCUACUUUUAAAUUUCUAAAUGAAUGAGAUUUUUUGAAUGGCAGUA